Galendromus occidentalis (western predatory mite) is the source of this 1307-nucleotide messenger RNA. RefSeq names its product dihydroflavonol 4-reductase-like. The record is from RefSeq and is a predicted model, not a curated record. Gene Ontology annotation, molecular function: oxidoreductase activity, acting on the CH-OH group of donors, NAD or NADP as acceptor. Bases 23 to 1096 code for a protein of 357 amino acids. NCBI's taxonomy places the organism in Eukaryota, Metazoa, Arthropoda, Arachnida, Mesostigmata, Phytoseiidae. The transcript has a single exon.
UUUGAUUUGAUCUGCGACGAAGAUGUCAGCCUCAACGACUGUGCUCGUAACUGGGGCCUCGGGAUUCAUCGGCAUCCACGUAGUGAGAGUUCUCCUGAAGGAAGGUUACCGCGUCCGAGGGACGGUGCGCUCACUCAAAAACGACACCAAGUGUAAACCCAUCCUCGAGUGUCACCCCGAUGCCAAGACCAAGUUGCAACUCGUCGAAGCGGAUCUGACGAAAGACGAAGGAUGGGAGGAGGCCGUCCGCGGAGUUAAGUACGUGAUUCACGUCGCGUCUCCGUUCCCCAACUUCGUUCCGAAGGACCCCGAUUCUUUGGUCAGACCAGCUGUGGAUGGUACUCUUCGGGUCCUGAAAGCUGCGGCCCGGGCCGGAGUGGCUCGUGUGGCGCUAACGAGCUCCAUAGCCUCUAUUCAUGGACAUCUGGAAACGGAUAACGUCACGGUUUAUAACGAGACAGAAUGGGCCGAUCUGGAAUCGCCGACGCUCGGACCAUACGAGCGCAGCAAGACGCUCGCGGAAAAAGCUGCAUGGGAAUUCAUAAAAUCCCCCGAAAACGCCUCGAAGAUGGAAUUGGUGACCAUUCUUCCCGCGCUCGUAAUCGGACCGAUCGUAGGUACCGAUUUCGGUACUUCCGUUAUGUCUCUGAAGCGGCUCAUCGACGGAAGUAGCCCAAUGGUGCCCGGGGUUACCUUUGCGUUCUGCGAUGUCCGGGAUGUGGCUGAAGCUCACGUAAAAUCGCUCACAGUCAAGGAAGCGGCUGGUGAGCGCAUCUGCGUCUGUACAGAGACUCUGUGGAUGCAGGAAGUUUCCAAAAUUCUCCACAAGGAAUUCGGCUCGAUGGGAUACAGAUGCCCACAGAGGAAAGCACCGAACUUUGGACUGUGGUUCAUUUCCUGGAUAGACGCCACAGUGGCGAUGCUGAUGCCACGGCUGGAUAAAGUUUUCAAGUACUCGAAUGAGAAAAUGAAAACUAUCCUGAAAAUUCAACCCCGACCGAUUGAAACUUCAAUAGUCGAUACAGCGUACAGUCUCAUCGAUGCGGGUGUUGUCAGAAAAACCAGCAAAUAUCAACCGAAGAAAGUUGAGCUUUGAUUGUGAUAUCGCGACGAUCACUGGUAUCUUCAUUGCGGUAUCCUUUGAUUUUUUUCACGCCCCUCUUCCUCAUGGAGCGGGAUAUUUAUUGAAUAAUAAUAAUCGACACGUCAAAAAUGACCCUGAUUUCUGUUAUGUAUACGAGGCCUGUUUGCUAACCGCGGGCGCGUCACAUACAUCGGAGGAGGAAGUCGAAUAAAGAGCCUCUGUC